GCUGGACGCAGAGAAGGCUCUCGUCUUAUUUUGGUAAUUCUUAAUAAGUACAUAUUCUAUAAAAAAUAGGAGGAAAAAUUAGUCGCCGAGUAAAUCCCUUACAAGUAAAUCGGGUGCAGUGCAAAGUUUACAUGAGGUGGAAGCACUGUGAGGUGCAAGGUGAUAGGACUUUAUGCAAUCUAACGAAACUACUGAACAAACUUCAGAAAGACCACAGAAAUGACAUCUAUCUCUACACCUCUGGGCACUUGAAUUCCAAUAAGCUCUACAGGCCACCUGAGACAAUCCUAUAUCACUGGCCCCAUGCCAAUAGACCAAAGGGGGAAAAAAUCUUCAAAAUAGAAAAGCCAUCUGAUAAGAAGAUUGCAAAGAUGAAAGAUGCUUUGGCUUAUUUUACCAUCAAUACAGCUCUGAGUCCAAAAGAUGCCCAGACCACACCACUAUUCAGGUAUUUGGACCCUCUGGAGCAUAUUUCCCACACUUCAGAAGAGGACUUCUUUCCAAGGAAGGCUCCAGGAAGAGAGGCUUCUCCAGAACUGCGGAGGAGAGAAGAGCUGAGACUGCCAGAGAUGAAGGUUCUCAAGUACAGACCAGUGGAGUCCAGCCGUCAGUGUGCGAUGUCUCCCCGACCCAAGGAUGAGUACCGGUACAUCAGCUCCUACUUAGCUGGCAUAACGAAGGCAGACAAGUAUAAGAAGUUCUUGUGUUUCCAAAAAGAAGUUCUUGCAAAGCAGGAUCUCAUGAAGCAUGAUUUCACUGGGAGCAAGGCAGCAAUAUGCCAUGAAAAGAAGUUGAAACAGGAGCUCCAGAAAGUGUGCGUGUGCGACCCUCAGCAGUUCAACAGACUGCACGUCUUCAGAGAAGUCUUUGAAGAUAUUUGUAAUAGUUCUUUGAUAUUUGGUGAUAUCUUGAAAGAAGUUAAGGAUGAAUAUGAACUCUACAUGGCAAUACUUCUGCAGUCCCCCUCCCCAUCGCAGUGUAAGACUCUCCUGGCUAAUGCCAAGGGACUGGAGAAGAGAUCCGUGAAGACCGCAGAUGUCAACCAGGCCAAGGAGGAGCUGAGGGCAAUGGUGAUGGCCACCAAAGCAGCCCUGGAGCAUAAUGACAAACUCAGAAGUGAACUAGAGAUGGAAAACACAUUGCUGCAAUCUGCUAAGGAAAAGUCAGAAUUAUCUAAGAAAGAUGUAAUGAAUGAGGAUCACCUUACUCUUACUGAGAAGGUUGAAAAGAAGAGGUGUGAAAUACUUAAUAAAUGGGACGAAAUUCAAGCUCUUGAAAGAGAAAUUAAAACAACUUUGAUUCAUACUGGAAUUUUGCAUAUUACUGAAAAUAGGAUUAAAAGCAUAGAGACUGAAGCUAUAAAAUUGGAAACAGCAAAUAGAAUUUUAAAGAAGAAAAUGCAUGUUAUUGAAAACCAGGUGAAGCAGACCAUGGAGAAUAAUAAGAUGAGUGAGGAAGAGCAGCGGAACCUUUGGGAUUUUAUUAAAGAAUUUGUAAACUUAAAGGAAACAGACCAUAACUCAAGUGAUUGGAAAAUGACCUAUGAAAAUUCACAGCCACCAUGUGCAUAACACGAAUGUUUGCAGAUGUAUAAAUUAAUGAAGAUACAUCUCAUUUUGUCAGUUUUAAUCUCUAAUAAAGUUAAUGUAGUAUAUAUAUCCUACUCAAGAUAUUGGAAUAAAUACAUGUAUGCAUGUGAUUGGUUUUACUUUUGUAUACAUAUUCAUAACAAUAGUAGUUCUUAGGGUAUUUUCUGCUUUCCUUCCAUAAUUUUCUCCAAGGAAAAAUACUUUCAAUUAUUUGAUAGGAAUAAGAAAUUCAGCACUGCUACAAUACAGAUCAAAUAUGUUUCUUAUUUGCAAUGCAGGUUUAUAUAUAAACAUUUAAUAAAAUGUAGUAAUCAUAGAAUUAACAUUCACAUAACUAAAUAAUCUUUACUGAUUGUAAGUGAUGCAGUGUUCUGAAACGUUAUAGCUCUGGCCUCGUGCUUUGCAACACAUGUGUCUUGACAGAUUGUGAUCUUCAUGACAACAUUGUGACUUGGAUUUUUUAAUGCCCACUUUGCCUAUAAUCUGGUCUGAGCACUUAGAGUAAAUACAAGUCCAAUUUCUUUGGACAUCCAUAUACGGGGCUAUGGUAAGGAUCAAAGGUAAGGGUGAAGUACACGAGGGAUUUGAUCCUAACCUGGGAGAGUACAGUUUGAGGUCAGGGAGAGAGAGAGAGACAGAGAGAUGAGCAGGGUUUGCUUCCUAUGGACUAGGGGGCCAAUGUCAGGGUGGUGUGUUCAUCACAGCUCUGUUUAAAUUCAGUAGCUCUUCCUGGGGAAUGAUUCAUUCUGCUUUUAGAGAUAAAAUGGUUGCAGCUGAAACUGCAAAUGUUCAUAUAUAGAAAUAAAUUGGGCUUUAUUAAUGUUUGUUGAAUUCUCUAUGUUCAAGUUGCCUUCUCUUGGUUAUUUAUGUUCACUAGAAUCUUAUUAAGUAGGCACCAUUAUUUCCCAUUAUAUGGGGGAGAGAAUGAAAAUGUGAAGGGGUGAAUUGAUUUGUUUAAACUACACUGUGAAAAAUAGAGCAGGAAUCCAAUCCCAGAUUUGGUUUGCUCAAUUCCUAAACUUUUACCACUGCAUUAUGCUGUGUCAUUUAUAUAUAUCACUGGUCAAGAUAUAGGGAAACACAUUUAUACAUCGUCAGUGACAUAAAGACCAUUAGAAGUAAGAAGAAACCAACCAACAAUCAAAGCUGAAUUUACUCGCUUGCCAAGCAAGGGACAGCCAUUCACUCAAGAGGCAAGAUUCAGGGCUGAUCCAAUUAGAAAGUAGAGGAGGCUGAUAUAGAGGCAGAAGGGUGUGCUGUUUUGUUUAAGAGGACUUUAGACAUUAAAGACUGAGUGGAUUUGCUGGAGAGGGCCUGGGGGCUGGAAGGUCCUUUUGUUGUUUGGUCUUUAUUCUGGCUGUCACAAAAGCACUGUUUUUGAAGAGAUAUGACAUCAGUUGUAAUCAAACCUUGUCAAGAUCAAACUCUUGUAGCAGGCGCUUUGUUAUAUGAAUUCUUUGGACUGAUAAAUUUUUCAUUUAAAAGCAAUAUAAGUAAUCCUACCAGUCAUUCAUGUAUUCAACAUUCAUUAGAUCCACAUUCAGGUACAUUUCAGACAGUCACUAGUUGCUAGAAGUAUGGAAUGGAGACAUGGCCCCAGUCCUCAAGGAGUUGAUAGCUUGUUGUACAGGCUUGUGAAAAGAAUACCAACAACAAAAAAGAAAGUCUGAUAAAACUAAAGGCAUACAAGGAUAUGGGUAGGCACACUCUUACCCACUGCCAGAGCAAGUGUAAAUUGGCACAAACCGUUUGGGAUGUAACUUGACAACAAGCUCACCAAAUACCUGUGCGUUCCCAGAAUCUUGCCGCCCUGCUGGCCAUGAGGGCCAUGGAACUUGUUUGAGCCAGUGCGGGAUGGUUGUGAUAACAUAUGACAAGAAGGGUGAACUCUGGAAAGAUCAACUUAUUUGUAAAAAGAAUUAAAAGGGAAUACAGAGAAUCAGAAAUGUGACUUCUCAGUGUGGAAAAAGCUGAUUGAUUUCAGUUUACAGAUUCAAGAGAUGAGAUUUUUAAAAAUCUACAACCAGAUUAUAUGUCUGAAAGUAAAGACUACAUUACAGGUGUGGCCUUUUUACCAAAACCCA
Zalophus californianus (California sea lion) is the source of this 3673-nucleotide messenger RNA. It is a transcript of the gene C7H6orf118, whose product is annotated as chromosome 7 C6orf118 homolog. Lineage: Eukaryota; Metazoa; Chordata; Mammalia; Carnivora; Otariidae. The record is from RefSeq and is a predicted model, not a curated record. The transcript has 10 exons. The coding region runs from base 132 to 1571 and encodes 479 amino acids.